AUGGCUAGUUCAAUAAUCGUAGCAGGUUUAGGCAUGGCGGCAGUUGGCUUCGCCGGGCGUUAUUUAUUGAAACAAAUGCCUAAUGCUUCUAUGAAAUUUGCUGAGGCAGUAAAAAAUUUGCCCAAAUUCGACUCUGAGAGUCUUGCUAACUCAAAGUACUAUAAGGGUGGUUUUGAACCUAAGAUGACGAAAAGGGAAGCUGCUCUCAUUCUGGGUAUCAGUCCCACAGCUAAUAAGGCCAAGAUAAGAGAUGCUCAUAGGCGCGUUAUGUUAUUAAAUCACCCAGAUAAAGGUGGAUCACCAUUAAUUGCUGCAAAAAUUAAUGAGGCAAAAGAUGUACUGGAAAGUGGCAAAACA
Iphiclides podalirius (scarce swallowtail) is the source of this 357-nucleotide messenger RNA. Lineage: Eukaryota; Metazoa; Arthropoda; Insecta; Lepidoptera; Papilionidae. The record is from the annotation of a GenBank genome assembly.